Molecule: messenger RNA, 3369 nt
Organism: Acipenser ruthenus (sterlet)
Lineage: Eukaryota; Metazoa; Chordata; Actinopteri; Acipenseriformes; Acipenseridae
Product: tetratricopeptide repeat protein 24-like
Exons: 7
Coding region: 621-1502 (293 amino acids)
Molecular function (GO): protein binding
Source: RefSeq, a predicted model, not a curated record
CACCGUUUUUAAAUGUUAUGUACAGGCACAUAUUGCAUUGUGUUACAACUAUGCUUUUAUUAAGGGUCUUUCAACUUUGAGAUCGAGAUAUUUCAAAUUGAAGUUAGGCAAAGCUAUAGCACUAGAGAUAAACCUGGAAUGCUGCAAUUUUCAGGGUGCGGAAUGGCUUAUGAUCCUAUCUGUAAGAUCCAAUUCCAUCCCUCCUUUAUCCUUUAUCCUGACAGCAUUGAAAGUGAAACUGGUUUAAGUAUAAUUGACAUUAGCUAUGUGCAUUGGGUGUACAGUAACUGGACCGCACACACCUCAUUCAUUCAUGGGCAUGUUGUGUCUUGUGUUUCCUAUUAGAUUGUGAAACACAAACAAAAGUAUCUAAGAGUGCUACCAUAAACAUUUCCUAGACUGAAGGAGAAGACCUUUGUGGUAUACAGGGAAGGAAGAAAUUACAUUUUUAAAACUUUUAAAUUUUAGAUGGGCUUAUUUUUCUCUCCAGCAAUAUAAUAUUCUUAUCGACGAAACCCACAGCAAGAUCGCUAAUUUUGCCACUUGUAAUCUUUUGUUACAAUACAAUACAGUGUUUUCAACUCGGAACGAUUGACUUGUUUCUUCUGCUGCUUUCAUAAAUGGCUUCCAAAGUGACCAUGAACAGUUCGGGUGAAACUGAAGCCGCAGCCAUCCUGGCCGAUAUUGAGAAACUUACCAAGUCUGGCAGCCAGGUUUUAGCAGAUGACCAUCAUGAAAGAGCAUUGUCCAUCUUCAAGAAAGCCUACCUGCUUUCUUUAAAGCUUCCUGAAGGCCAGGCCCAAAAGGCUUGUCUGUUUAACCUGGGUGCUGCCUACAUUGCCGUGGGCAAAGCCAAGAAGGGCCUGAAGUGCCUGAUGAAGUGCAAGCUGAAGGAGCCCGAGGGGAGGGAUGCAGACAUGUACUUCAACAUCGGCAUCGCCUAUGAAGAAAUGAAGGAGUACUCCAAGGCCGUCAAGUUCUACCAGAAGGCUGUGAACGACUACGGAGCUCACCAGGCUGACAACACCGCGGACGCCCUGAUAAAGCUGGCUUACUGUUCCGUGAACCUGAAGGACCCUGCAUCGGCAGCACACUCCUUCCGGCUGGCCGGGCAGUCCUACCAACAGGCUGGGAGGUGGGACUACGCAGCUAUGGCACUGAGGGAAUGUGCCAGCUACAUGAUCCACAGCCAGAAGUUCUCUAAAGCAGGAGUGCAGCAGGUUCUCAAGGAGUGUCAUCAGAUAUGUAAAGGAAUAUCACAUUCAAGCCUAAAAGGAAAGCUGCUGAAUGACAUUGACCUACAUUACACAGAGCUGAAGAGUUUCAACCAAGCAGAAGAGUGUUUCACUGAAGCCUUGGGCAGCUGCUCUGGAAUGAGUUUCAGCAUCAGGAAAAGAGCGGUGCUUCUUCAGAACACAGGGGCGAUCCACAAUGCAAUGAACCAGUACGAGACAUCACUCAAGUAUCACGCUGAGGCAGCUGACAUGUACGGAGAAAUCUGAGGCUCCCAGGGAGAGGAUCCUGGGUAAACUGACGGACACCAUUAAGCACAACGUGGCCUUGCAGCAAUCCCACUCACGCAAGCAGAGCUUCCCUCUUCCCAAUGAGACGCUCACCGCUACCACCCCUGCGCUGACUCAGGAGGGCGAAGACGAACACACGCUGUCCUCCGAAGCGUGUGCCAUCAGCCGACCACUUUUUUUCACACUGUGGACUCACCAUGCAGCCACCCAAGAGUUACAGCAUCGGAGGACAACGCAGCUCUCGGGCAGCUUACAGGCAAACCCGCAGGUGCCCGGCCAGACUACAGCGGCCGCUGGUGCGCGGUGAGCCGAGGACACCCUGGCCAACUAAUUUCACCUCAUGGACAGAUGGUAAUCACACUGACUAUCAACUCCAGCGAUCCAUUAGACAGGCGACAGAGGAAACCAGACAAAGCUAAAUCUCGAAUCUGUACAUUGCUCUAGGAUUUUACAAAAUCGGAUGCAUGGAGAGGCUGUAUGAAGAAAUACUACAUAUGACUUAUAAUAUGUAUAUAUAUGGAUACAGUAAUCCGUCGACUGCGGUGGGACCAGAGUAAGGGCGGAUAUGUAAAAAGCCGGAUGAAUGAAUCUGUUUUAAAUAGACUGUAACAAUUACUACAUUCAGACAAUUAUUGUUCUGAGAUUCAGAUUUUAUUAGGGAGUUUAGAAAGAUACAGGGUAUUAAUGCUUAAAACUGGUAGGAUCUACAAUAACUGAACUAAUCUCCGUUCAGUAAUAAACUAACGUUGCUGAAGAGGUUGAUCAUGGCAGAUAAACAUGCCCCAAUAGUUGUAUUCAUUAUUUUGUUCUUGAUAUAAUUAUUAACAAUAGGAUGUUAAUAAUUAUGCACUGCAAAUAAAAUGUAUAUUGCUUUGAGAUCUGAGACAAUUGUUGCUUGUUUAAUGCUAUGAAUCACAACUGUAGAUAAACGCCAGCAAGCAUGUAAAGGUAGGUCUGCUGCCCUACAGAACAGCACCUUCUGGGCAGGAGCUCUAUUGCAGUUUACAAACUGUACACUUUAAAAUAAAUGUGUGCUGGGUUAAAGCUUCCACCUGGUCUUGGGUCUAUACCUUGUCAAAAGUUACUGGUUUAUGAAAACGCAGUAAUGGUUUACAGCACAUACAAACAUUAUAGUCCGUUUUACUGUGAGAAAUACUCAACCGUGAUUGUGGAACCAUCUCAGUAAGGGGUAGAAAAUGUAUUGCUUUUCCUGGACUCACAUAACCAGUUAUUCAACUGGUAUGGCCAACUGAAACCAGCAUAACCAUCUCUGACCAACUUAAAAACAGUCCUGGCCAAAGCAGGGAUGUUUAACUAAGGGGAGCUAACUGGGUUUGUAAAUACAACAUGUCAGUAAUGCUGUGACAGGCAAAGAGUUUAGUUUUGUUGAAUCGUACAGAAGAGCUUUUACAAACAUGUAUGCCAGUGGUCAGAUCAACAUACAUCUGCAGGUUUAACCCCCCCACAGACAAAUAAUGACUGUACCUCUUUAAGCUAAUCAUCUAACCACCCACUGUAUACUGAACCAAGCAAUGGUGUAACACAGGGGUCAGGAGCCUGCUUCCUUCCAGUCCAGAUCUUUCUUCCAUCACUGGUGAAGCACAAUGCUAUAAGCAGGGAUUCCAGAGUCUGUGUUGGCUUUUCAUUAAGAAAGUUAUGAUACUCUUCAUUGUUUACAAUGCCACAGACUACAGUUCUGCAUAUGAUCUGGGGUAAGCAUGGCCCAUGACUGACUCAACAUAUAAUGAAAAAUGGGAGAUCCAAGUUUAUCUAAAAAGAGAUCGAUAAGCAAAUUAGUAUUUUUAUUUCAUUUUAUUUCAUUGUUUGCCCUGAUUUUUGCAAUGCU